Messenger RNA from Momordica charantia (bitter melon), 2250 nucleotides. Its product is annotated as LOW protein: PPR containing-like protein. Gene Ontology annotation, molecular function: RNA binding; protein binding. Gene Ontology annotation, biological process: RNA modification. Lineage: Eukaryota; Viridiplantae; Streptophyta; Magnoliopsida; Cucurbitales; Cucurbitaceae. The record is from RefSeq and is a predicted model, not a curated record.
CACCAUUUUCUUUCUUGUUUUUUUCGGUUGAGUACAUCACCACGUUGGUGGAGAUAUACCAAGUUCACCAGUUUCUUUAAGAUAGGUUGAGCUAGGCUCGCGAUUCACUGCCAUUUUUUUGUUUUCUAUUUAGUACAAUAGUAUGUGGGGGCUUUACUCUGAUUCAACCAACUGUAUGCCCUUUAAGUUAAACAGUAUAUGCAUAUGUUAAUGAAGCAUCUGAAACAUGGGUUUCUAUGUCACAUCCAAGCGAUCAAAUCUGGGUUUACGCCCACCAUUUUCACAUCGAACCAACUCAUAAGCUUAUACGCGAAACAUGGUCAUCUUAGAAAUGCCCAGAAACUUUUCGACGAAAUGCCUGAACGAAAUGUCUUCUCAUGGAAUGCGAUAAUAGCAGCGUAUAUCAAGUCUCACAACUUGGGACAGGCGCGGGCAUUAUUUGACUCGGCGUCCUACAGAGAUUUGGUUACUUACAACUCCAUGUUAUCUGGUUAUGUUAGCUCUGAUGGGUAUGAAGCUCACGCACUUGAGCUUUUUGUGGAAAUGCAAACGGCCCCUGAUAUGAUUAGAAUCGAUGAGUUUACUCUGACAAUCAUGCUUAAUCUAACUGCUAAAUUAUGUGUGGUUUCUUAUGGAAAGCAGUUGCAUUCCUUUAUGUUGAAGACUGCUAACGAUUUGAGUGUGUUUGCUGCUAGUUCCCUGAUUGAUAUGUACUCUAAGUGCGGAUGUUUUAAAGAAGCCUAUAGAGUUUAUGAUGGAUGUGGUGAUGUGGUUGAUUUGGUCUCUAGAAAUGCCAUGGUGGCAGCUUGUUGUAGAGAAGGGGAGAUAGAUGUGGCUGUGGAUCUUUUCUGGAAGGAACUGGAGCGAAAUGACAAUGUGGCAUGGAACACGAUGAUUUCGGGUUUUGUUCAAAAUGGUUACGAGGAAGAGUCGUUGAAAUUAUUUGUUCGUAUGGGAGAUGAAAAUGUUAGAUGGAACGAACAUACUUUUGCCAGUGUUUUAAGUGCUUGUUCUAAUCUGAGGAGCCUGAAGCUUGGGAAGGAGGUCCAUGCUUAUGUUUUGAAGAACGGGCUGAUUGUCAAUCCAUUCAUUGGCAGUGGUCUUGUUGAUGUUUACUGCAAGUGCAAUAACAUGGAGUAUGCUGAGUCUGUUAAUGCAAAUAUGGCACGGAACGCAUACUCGAUCACUUCAAUGAUUGUUGGCUAUUCAUCUCAAGGUAACAUGGCAGAAGCCAGAAAGCUUUUUGAUUCCUUGGAUGAAAAGAAUACUGUUGUGUGGACUGCUUUGUUUUCUGGGUAUGUUAAAUUGCAGCAGUGUGAAGCAGUUUUUGAACUUUUGAGUGAAUACAGAGAGGAGGCAGCAGUACCUGAUGUGCUAAUUCUUGUCAGUAUAAUAGGUGCUUGUGCUAUACAAGCUGCUCUGGCUCCCGGGAAGCAGAUACAUGGUUACAUCCUCCGGGCGGGAGUUGAAUUGGAUAAGAAACUGGCCAGUUCAUUGGUUGAUAUGUACUCAAAAUGUGGAAGCAUCAUCUUUGCAGCAAGGAUUUUUAGACAAGUUACUGACAAGGAUUCCAUUCUUUACAACAUUAUGAUAGCUGGCUAUGCUCACCAUGGGUGGGAAAAUAAAGCAGUCCUGCUUUUCAAGGAAAUGAUGGAAAAUGGUCUAAAACCAGAUGCAGUCACUUUUGUUGCGCUACUUUCUGCAUGUCGACACUGUGGUUUGGUAGAACUAGGUGACCAUUUCUUUGAAUCUAUGACUAACGAACACAACAUGAGUCCCGAAAUCGAUCAUUACGCUUGUAUGAUUGAUUUGUACGGAAGGGCUAAUCAACUAGAGAAGGCUUUGGCAUUCAUGAAAAGUAUUCCCAUAGAGUUAGAUGCUGUCAUUUGGGGAGCAUUUCUGAAUGCUUGUAGGAUAAAUGGGAAUACUGAACUUGCAAAAGAAGCAGAAGAUGAGCUCUUGAUAAUCGAAGGAGAAAACGGAGCUCGAUAUGUGCAGUUAGCCAAUGUCUAUGCUGCAGAAGGAAACUGGGAGGAGAUGGGAAGAAUAAGGAAGAAGAUGAAAGGGAAGGAGGUUAAGAAGAAUGCUGGUUGCAGUUGGGUUUUUGUGGAAAAUAAGUUUCAUGUAUUCAUGUCUAGUGAUAGAUGCCACUCUGCAAAUGAGGCUAUAUAUUCAACCUUAGCCUCCUUGACUGAUGAGCUACUUGACAUAGAGGAAGCAUUUUGUUAAUGUCAAACUUUAAUUAUCAGU